Molecule: messenger RNA, 1912 nt
Organism: Phlebotomus papatasi
Lineage: Eukaryota; Metazoa; Arthropoda; Insecta; Diptera; Psychodidae
Gene: Slu7
Product: pre-mRNA-splicing factor Slu7
Exons: 1
Coding region: 101-1822 (573 amino acids)
Biological process (GO): mRNA splicing, via spliceosome
Cellular component (GO): spliceosomal complex
Molecular function (GO): pre-mRNA 3'-splice site binding
Source: RefSeq, a predicted model, not a curated record
GUAAAAACUUGAAUGUGGUGCAUCGAAAAACGUAAACACGCAUUUUUCUGGUGAAGAACUAAAUAUUUUCCUGCGAUAGAUUUUGUGAAAUUGUGCAAAAAUGGCAAAUGCCACUCCUCGUGUGCCGAUAUCCCAGCUCCUGACCAACAAAUCCGGGGAUGAGGAGCCUAAGAAGAAAUCCCGCGAAGACUGGCGAAAGGCCAAAGAACUCGAGGAGGCCCGAAAGGCAGGAACAGCACCAGCUGCUGUGGACGAGGAGGGCAAGGACAUCAAUCCUCACAUCCCACAGUAUAUCUCCACAGCUCCAUGGUACUACGGAUCAGCUGGUCCCACGCUCAGGCAUCAGCGUCCGCAGGAAGAGAAGAAGACACAGUACUCCUCAAUCGAUGAAUGGUACAAGAAGGGAGUGGACACCAGCAAAGUCAUCACCAAGUACCGGAAGGGAGCGUGUGAGAACUGUGGAGCGUUGACGCAUAAGAAGAAGGAUUGCAUGGAGCGUCCGAGGAAGGUGGGAGCGAAGUUCAGUGGAGCCAAAAUAGCCCAUGAUGAAUUCAUUCAGCCGAAUAUUGUCAGUGACUACGAUGGGAAGAGAGACAGGUGGAGUGGAUAUGAUCCUGCGCAGCACAGGGAGAUUGUGGAGGAGUACCAGAAGGUGGAGGAAGCGAAGAGAGCCCUGAAGGCUGCUAAACUCAAGGACAAUCCCGAUGCUGAGCUGUCGGCUGAUGAGGAGGAUGAGGACAAGUAUGUGGAUGAAGUGGACAUGCCGGGAACCAAAGUGGACUCGAAGCAACGGAUUACGGUCAGGAAUCUCCGGAUUCGCGAGGAUACGGCAAAAUAUUUGAGGAAUCUCGAUCCAAAUUCUGCCUACUACGAUCCCAAGACACGAUCCAUGCGGGAUAAUCCGGAACCCAAUAAAAAACCUGAAGAUUCCGAAUUUGCCGGAGAGAAUUUUGUCCGAUUCACCGGAGACACGCAAAAGCACUCAAAAGCUCAGCUUUUCGCCUGGGAGGCGUACGGGAAGGGCGUCGAUGUGCACAUCCUGGCCGAGCCGACGAAACUCGAACUCCUGCAGAAUGAGUAUGACAAGAAGAAGGAUCAAUUCAAGUCUCAGGUCAAGGACACAAUUCUGGACAAGUACGGCGGAGAGGAGCAUCUCCAAGUCCCUCCGAAAGCUCUUCUCCUGGCCCAGACCGAGGAAUACGUGGAGUAUUCCAGAUCCGGAAAGGUGAUCAAGGGUCAGGAGAAGCAGAUUGUACGGAGUCGCUAUGAAGAGGAUGUCCUCAUUAACAAUCACACUGCCGUCUGGGGAUCCUACUGGAACAUGGGUCAGUGGGGCUACAAAUGCUGCCAUUCCUUCAUCAAGAAUUCCUAUUGCCUAGGAGAAAGUGGCAAGGCAUCCCAGGUUCUCACAAUUCCCACAAAAAUCCCCGCAAAAUCCCAUCCAGAAGAUACUGAAGACAAAUCCACCGAGCAGGAGGAAUCAGCAAAGAGCAGCAGCAAUAGCAGCGACAGUGACAGUGAAGAGGACGAGGAGGAGGCCAGGAAGAGACAAAAGGCCAAGAAGAAGAGCAAGAAGAAGCGACAGAAGGAGAAGAAGAAGCAGCGGAAGCAAAAAGAAGGGGAAAAGGAUAAAUUGAAGGAGGCGCUGCUGGCAGAGGAGAAGCACAAUCGCCAAGUGAGUGAACUGAUGAAGCUGGACGAGAGGAAGAGGCCCUACAACAGCAUGUACGAGGUGAAGAAGCCGUCAGAGGAGGAAAUGGAGGCGUUCAUGAUGAAGAGGCGCCGAGAGGAAGAUCCAAUGCUGCAAUUCCUUGAUCCGUAGACCUACAGGCUUGUGUCUAAAAUAAUGGAGCAGCUUAUGCUCCAAAACUUGUAAUUGUGACGAAAUAAAUAAAUUAAAAUUACUCUAAAA